Salvia hispanica is the source of this 1648-nucleotide messenger RNA. Its product is annotated as alkane hydroxylase MAH1-like. The record is from RefSeq and is a predicted model, not a curated record. Gene Ontology annotation, molecular function: oxidoreductase activity, acting on paired donors, with incorporation or reduction of molecular oxygen; monooxygenase activity; iron ion binding. Lineage: Eukaryota; Viridiplantae; Streptophyta; Magnoliopsida; Lamiales; Lamiaceae.
AUAAACUACUACUCCAACAAUCAAUCCACAAACAGAACUUUCUCCCCAAAUCCAAUGGCCAUCAUCGAAAUCACAUUCCUCUCCCUCUCCAUAAUCCUCCUCCUUUUCCUCCGCUCAACCUAUCGCCGCAGAGCCACGUCGCUCCCGACCAACUGGCCGGUGUUCGGGAUGCUCCCGGGCCUUCUCCCCAACACCCACCGCAUCCAAGACUACAUAACCGAGCUCACGGCCGAAUCCGGCGGCACCUUCCAAUGGGAAGGCCCCAUCUUCUCCAACAUGGACAUGCUCAUGACCAGCGACCCCGCCAACAUCCACCACGUCUUCAGCCGCAACUUCUCCAACUACCCCAAGGGCCCCGAGUUCAACAAGAUCUUCCAAAUCCUCGGUGAUGGAAUCUUCAACGCGGAUUUCGACGCGUGGGAGCUCCACCGCCGCAUCACUCACUCAUUCUUCACCCACACAACCUUCUCCAGUAAAUUGGAGAAAGCUGUGUGGGAUAAGGUUGAGAACGGGCUUCUGCCUGUUCUCGACCAUUCAGUAGAUGUCGAUUUGCAGGAUAUUUUCCAGAGAUUAUCCUUCGAUACGAUUUGCAAGCUAGUUUUGGAGUACGAUUCUUGUAGUUUAUCGGUUGAGAUGCCGAACAUCCCGUGCGAGAAGGCGUUUAACGACAUGAUUGACGCUCUUCUCUACCGGCACCUCCUCCCGGAGGUGGUGUGGCGGCUGCAGGAAUGGAUGGGCGUUGGUAGAGAAAAGAAGCUUCAGGAAGCUUCUAGAGCCUUCGAUGAGUUCAUCUACCCUUGUGUGGAAAGAUCCAUGGAUGAAUCAUAUGGUUUUAGCCUUUUAUCAUCUUUCAAAAAGGAGUUUCAAACGGAUUCAAGCAAAUUCUUGAGGGAUACCGCCCUGAAUCUGAUGCUAGCCGGAAGAGACACCACCGGCGCCACUCUCACUUGGCUUUUCUGGCUAAUCGCCUGCAAUCCCUCGUCGGAGGAGAAGAUCCGGCGGGAGAUCAACGGCGAGGAAUGGAGGAGGAGGUUUGGCGUUGAAGAGUCGCGGAGGUUGGUUUACCUCCACGGAGCUCUGUGCGAGACCAUGAGGCUGUACCCACCGGUCGCGCUGGAGCACAAGGCUCCAGUGCGAGCGGAUGAUCUCCCGUGUGGGAAGCGGAUCGAGAGGAAUGCGAGAGUGGUCAUAUCUUUUUAUUCGGUGGGGAGAAUGGAGAGCGUGUGGGGGAAAGACUGCCUCGAAUUCAAGCCGGAGAGAUGGAUCUCUCCGAGCGGGAAGAUCAAACACGAGCCGUCGUAUAAGUUUCCGGCGUUUAAUGCUGGGCCGAGGACGUGCCUGGGGAAGGAGAUGGCGUUCGCGCAGAUGAAGAUGGUGGCGGCGGCGAUCUUGCAUCGCUACCGGAUUAAGGUUGUGGAGGGGCAUGUGGUUUCCCCUCGUGAUUCGAUUAUACUUCAAAUGAAGAAUGGUUUAAGGGUGAGGUUAACCAAGAUUUCAAAUUGAUAUUGGAUUGUAAUACUAAUACUACUAUAUGUUAAUUAAUAAAAUGUGUAUGGAAUAAUGGAAGAUAAUGGAUGUUCGGAUUUUAAAAUACGUUGUUACAAACUGAAAAUUUGGUUAUGAUAAUUUUUCAUCAAUGUAAUGUUUA